This is a messenger RNA of Amaranthus tricolor (Joseph's coat), 2905 nucleotides long. RefSeq lists its product as uncharacterized. Lineage: Eukaryota; Viridiplantae; Streptophyta; Magnoliopsida; Caryophyllales; Amaranthaceae. Bases 1307 to 1981 code for a protein of 224 amino acids. The record is from RefSeq and is a predicted model, not a curated record. The transcript has 4 exons.
AAAGGGCCAAGGAGAUAAGAAUAUAUAAUGCGUCUUAGCAACGCACAAUAUUAAGAAUCGAAUAAUAUUUUCCAAUUUUCAUAUAAGAAAUCAUUUGGAUGCACCCGGCCUUCACUUAGUGCAACAUCCAAAACAAGGAACAAGCUUGAGGCAUAAUGUAUAACGGACAGUAUGGUCAUGGGCAUGGUGGCUACCCUCCACAAGGAUAUGCUCCAUCAUACCCACCUUCUGCAUACCCUCCCUCUGGAGGGUACCCUCCUGGUCCUGGUGCUUAUCCCUACCCUUCAUCUUCCCAUCAUCAUUCAGGUUAUGGAGGACUCCUAGCCGGAGGUGCAGCAGCAGCUGCAGCUGCGUAUGGCGCACACCAUAUCUCGCAUGGCGGCGCACACCAUCUCUCGCAUGGCGGCGCGCACCAUCUCUCGCAUGGAUAUGGGCAUGGUAUUGGUAUGCAUGGGUAUGGUCAUCAUGGAAAGUUUAAGCAUGGGAAGUAUAAUGGGUUUGGUCAUCAUGGAAAGUUUGGAAAGCGUUGGAAGUGAGAAUACUUAUUAGUUUGCUAUUGUCCUCUAAUAUACUCGGGUCAAUAAAAUAAUACUCCCUCUAUCUCAAAGAUAUGUUAUACAUUUUAUUUAUAUGAGUCAAUUAUUUUAGGGAACAUAUUUUUGGGAGGGAGGUAGUAUUGUGUUUUAGAGGAGUAGUUGUGUUUAUGUUUCAUGUAAGCUUAAUUCUAGUGUGUGAGAAAUGGGUCAUUUAACACUAGUGAACCCUUUGCUUAUAAAAUUAUGGAACUCUAUCUUUGACUCUUACUAGCUACUAUUUUGUGUGUGCUUGGAACUUGAAAGCAUCAAUUGCAUAGAGAUUUUUUGAUUCGACCUGAAAAUUAAUUCGAAAAUCGAGCAAAAUUUUAAUUUGGAAAAUCAACUCGAAAUCCAAAACUUGACUGAACUCGAAUAAUUCGGGAAACACGAAUUGGUUUGAUUAGGGUCAAAAAAAUACAAUACUUAUGUACUUAGACUAAGAAAAAAGGCAAAAUGACCCAACAUUAUUGGUCAGUUGCUAACUUUACCUUCCAAGUCCAACCAACCAACGAAAGAUUGAAAAAAAUAAGAUAAAUAAACAAUUUAAUUCCAAAUAUAAGAUUUGAGAAAACUUAUGAAUUUCCUGGGCCAGGACUCACAUAACAGCCCCAAAGCCCAUUCACUUUAACAUUUAAACAAUUAUCUAACAAUAGAUGAACUAACUAUAUAAACUUGUUAUUGUUUGAUUAAUCUUCCGAUGUGGGACUGUUUUCUGGAACACAUCAAAAUAAAUGAAACCAAAAAUUAGCUCACGAAUAGAGCACCGAUGUGGGACUGAGGUACUGAAGAGCACCGGGAGUGGUGAAGAGAAGCUCACUGUAGUAUGGCAGAGACUUGAAGAAGAGAAUCAGGAAUUCUUUGAGGUUUAUCACAUUCGGUUAGCAUUAAAGGAGCAGAUACAGCAGUUCAAUGAAUUGUUGAAGCAGCAAGCAAAUAUGGAGAAGAUCCAAAAUACUAGAGUUACUCCUAUGCCAGUUUCUAAUGAAUCAUGCGAGGCACAAUUCCAACAGAAUGCUGGCUGCUAUGCCAUUGAUCAGACAAGACUAUCAAUGAUGGCUGACACACUUCUUGCUCAGAACUCUAAUUCCAUGAGAUUGAUGCAUGGUUUGAAUGGAGGGAUUUUUGCUUCAGAAAGUGGCUAUCCUUCUGAUCCUACCAUUUUCUAUGAUAAUGACCCCAAUCUAGGUGAAGUGUACGCCUCCAUGGAAGGUGCAUCUAUUGCAACCUAUACUGGUAUAGGGGCAAGCUCGCAGCCGUUAAAUGAGACAUUGCUGGGUGUGAAUGGUUCAUUUGGGUUAUAUCAGAUGCUCUUUGCACAUUCGAACAAGGUUAACAGGCUACAUCCUUUCAGUUACAGUAGGAUAAGGCUACCUCAGUCCCACAUCGGUGCUCUAUUCGUGAGCUAAUUUUUGGUUUCAUUUAUUUUGAUGUGUUCUAGAAAACAGUCCCACAUCGGAAGAUUAAUCAAACAAUAACAAGUUUAUAUAGUUAGUUCAUCUAUUAUAGGAUAAUUGUUUGAAGGUCAAAGUAAAUGGGCUUUGGGCUUGUUGUUAUGUGAGUUUUGACCCAGGAAAAUAUCUAGAAAUUUUUUUUUUUUUUUAAAACUUCAUAGUCGCUGUUAGUAACAGCGACUUUCAACUUUUUAAUUUUUAUUUUAUUUCCCCUUAUUCGCUGUUAGUAACAGCGACUUACCCGAGGCUAGGCUUGGACGUACGGAAGUUUAUUUUGGGACAUAAGUUUUCCGAAUCUUAUAUUUGGAAUAAAGUAGAUAAAUAAUCACAUUUAUUUCAAAAUUUCACCAACCAACUAUCUUUUUAAGAGCCCAAUAAAAGCGUAGUAAUCGAGCAUAACAAUAAGGCCCACUAACUAAAACCACAUGUUAGAAUAAUAAAAUUAUUGCCACAUCCUAUUAACAUGACCCACCAGUUAGCCUUGCGAAGUAUGUGGCUUAGAUGAUUGAUAUAGGAAUGAUAUUAUAUAAAGUUGUUUGAAAUUGGUGUAACUUUUCAAAAGUGAAAUAUUAAUUUGUUUGAUAUAUUGGCCCUUUUUAUAAUUUAAUUUCACAACCCAUCUUCUACUUAUAAUAUUUUUUUCAUUCUUCAACUGAAUUAAACCAAAUUACUUGCAUAUUAAUAAUGACACUACAAGGAACAUAUUGAGCCUUAGUUUGGACCUAGCACGUUUUGCAAUUUUAAGCUUGUGAAUAAAUCCUCUUUGGAGUAUGCAUACUUCUAACACUUCACCAAAAUUGAAAUUUGAUCAUACUGCUCUAAGUAAAGUAAUGUAUUCAUAACAUCAUUUCUUUUUGAUUUUCUGGUUUCUAUAUUUCU